UGCUGAUCCGCCGAGCAAACAAACAACCAAGCCUCUCGGAAGCUCUCGCUCGCCGCUUUUCCAUUCCGAGGGCGACUUCAAUCGAUCGCCAGCACUCGUCUGUUCGCUGGAAGGAAGUUCGGAGCUUCAGAGCCGCUGGGAGGCAGGCGGGAAGGGUAAAGAGGACUUGAUCACCCCGAUUUGGCAGACCUAUCCAGAGCUAGAAUUGUUGGAUGCUGGGGGAACCAGUUCAAUUUCCUAUGGAUAAGCUUACAGACAUCAAUUCUUCCUGUUUUUAGGGCAUUUUAUGGUAUUUGAAGAAAGCCUGCAGGGAUAAGCUUCUUCUCAGUUGUCAAGCAAUUAUCAUAUGAAUCACUACAGGUACCACAGAGAAAUGGCUAUAUGGAUUUGGAUAUUAAGCAUUCUGAGCUACUCUUGCAUUUCUUGUGCAUUAAGGUCUAAGAAAUGGGAUAUGUACCAGAGUAAGACAGAACUCAGUCACCUAACAGUGAACUACGAUACGGGAACAGUCUAUUUAGGAGCAGUAAAUGCCUUGCAUCAACUCACAAAAGACUUGAAGCCCUCAAUAGAUGAUGUAUCUACUGGGCCACAUCUGGAUAACAAAAAGUGCACACCUCCUAUUGAAGAAAGCCAGUGCUCUGACAAACAAAUGACAGACAAUUACAACAAAUUACUGUUGGUGGACGUGCAAGAGAAAAGAAUGGUAGUUUGUGGGAGUCUGUUUAGAGGCAUAUGCUCCAUAAGAGAGCUUGAGAAUAUUUCAAACAGAACUUACUAUGAGACUGGCAGUGGAGAAAAAUCAUUUGUUGCAAGUAAUGAUGAGAAUGUAACCACUGUGGGGCUGAUCACCUCUUUGAAAAAAGGCCGGAUGAUGUUUGUGGGGAAGGGAAAUGGGGGAAACGACAAUGGUGUAAUCAUCAGUACGCGACAGCUUUUUAAUGGAGAUGGGAGAGAGAUUUUUGAAUUGUAUGCAGACCCUGCUGCUAUUAAAUCAGCUUAUCCUUACUCGAGCUCACAACAGUUCCUGUAUAUCUUUGAAGACAAUGAAUUUGUUUAUUUUAUUUUCAAUCAGAAUGAGAGGCAGGCCACUAUAAAUAGGACGCUAAUUGGGCGACUCUGCAAAGAAGAUGAACAUUAUCAUUCCUAUUUUGAAAUGGACUUGGAGUGUAAAGAUGACACAGGCCCUUUUAACCAAAGCAAUGCAAUCUAUGCUUCUGUCUAUGGAGAACACCCAGUGCAUACUAUAGUAUCAUCAGGGCAAGCUUUUGAUGCCUCCUCACAGGACAAGCUGCUCAUCGGCCUCUUCAGGAGAAUGGAAAAAGACUCCUUGGUGUCUGCCAUGUGUAUGUUUAAUUUGAGUGAUAUCAAUAAAAAAAUGGAAGAAAACAGGGAGAAAUGUUACACAAAGGAUGAACGUAAUGUAUUUUACAAACCAUUCAGAACUGAAAAUGCCCCAUGCAAAACUACAUCACACCAGAAUUCAAGUGUAACUUUUCCAUGUGGCUCUGAACAUUUACCAUAUCCUUUGGGAAGCAAAGAAGGAAUUUCUGCAGAACCUGUGCUCAAAAAGGAAGGGAUAAAUUUAACAGCAGUUACCUUUGCUGUGGAAAAUGAGAAGACUGUAGUAUUCGUUGGAACAUCAGAUGGCAGAAUUCUGAAGGUAGCUUUGUCAAAUCCUGCAAAGGAGUACGCUAGCAUUCUUAUUGAAAAAAACAAACCUAUCAAAAAGGAUCUUGUUCUUGAUGCUUUCCAUGAGAACUUGUAUGUGAUGACUACAGAUAAGGUAUUUCGCUUGCCUGUCCAAGAAUGUGUUAGUUACUCAACCUGUAACCUGUGCAUCCAAGCCCGGGAUCCUUACUGUGGUUGGUGUGUAACAGAAGGAAAAUGCACAAGGAAAAAGGACUGUGUAAGAUCAGCUAGGGAAAAUAAUUGGCUAUGGAGUCCUAAUGGCGUUUGUUUGAGUAUUACAAGCGCUAACCCUCAGAAUAUGAGCCGGAAAGUUCUCAGCAAGGUAGAAUUGACUAUAAGCCCUUUGCCGGACUUAAAUGAAGAUGACCAGCUUUGGUGUCAGUUUGGUGAAAUGAGGCAACAGGCAGAAAAAGAAGGUGAUGCUGUUAUUUGCCAACCUCCAAAUGAAAUUCCUCCAAAAACCAAAGGACAAGACUCUGUCCUGGUUCUGCUAAAUCUGACCUUUGGAGAUAAUAUAUUUUUUGCAUCGGGUACAUACCCUUUUUAUGACUGUGAAGAAGCUAUAAAUCGUAUUGAAAAUGAGCCGUGCUAUUCCUGUGCAAGCAGUAGAUGGAAUUGCCAGUGGGACUGGAAGAAUCAUGUUUGUGAAGAUGCUUCUCUAGAGCAAGAUGUGAUUAAACAGAAUAUGGAAGAAGAAUGUCCACACUUUCUAAAUCCCAGUCCUGAAAUAAUGCCAGUGGAGGUCCCAACAAAAGUAUAUUUUGAAGGAAAGAAUCUAGAUAAUUAUCAGGAUAGCACUUUCAAAAUUGGAAAUAAUCAGUUUGGAUUUGAGACCACUGUGGAACAAACAGAAGAUGGAAGAUAUUUCUUUCAAAGCUCAGAGAUUACCAGUAUUGAAAAUGAAACUCUACCAUUGAGUUUAUACAUUAAAACGGAUAAAGAUAAAAUAGAUAGCAAGUUAAUUGGUAAGUAUAUA
This is a messenger RNA of Python bivittatus (Burmese python), 2665 nucleotides long. Lineage: Eukaryota; Metazoa; Chordata; Lepidosauria; Squamata; Pythonidae. The record is from RefSeq and is a predicted model, not a curated record.